This is a messenger RNA of Misgurnus anguillicaudatus (oriental weatherfish), 2773 nucleotides long. It is a transcript of the gene proca1, whose product is annotated as protein interacting with cyclin A1. Lineage: Eukaryota; Metazoa; Chordata; Actinopteri; Cypriniformes; Cobitidae. The record is from RefSeq and is a predicted model, not a curated record. Gene Ontology annotation, biological process: phospholipid metabolic process; arachidonate secretion. Gene Ontology annotation, molecular function: A2-type glycerophospholipase activity.
AAAAUUUGCAUUUCUUGCAAAUACGUGGAGAAUGAAUUUGCGUUUUGCAAAUGUAACCUGGGAUAGCCGAGGCGCAGAGAAAGGAUUCAUGUAUAAAGGCGCCAUUGGAAAUCAUCCCACAUUGUUCACGAGACGACAGGAGGAGAGAACAGAUGUACUAUUCGAGUUCAUUCGUGGAGGAGAGGGUUAAUUAAAUGACAGACCCCUCCCAUUAUUGACCGACAACAUAUUAAUACGCACAGCAGACUUUGAAAGAAGCCGGUGCUGCUUGGAGAGGCUGAGGUGCUGUCUGAGACUUCGUGGUGCUGAAAGUGCCGCCCGCCGCGAUGUGGUCCGUGCUUUUUGUCUUUCUGUCCUACCUAGACAGAAACUUUGUCAAAGGGGAAUUUUUGACCUCUUUGGAUGCUGAAAAGGAAAGCAAAGAGUUGUUUUACAUGCUGAACAACACCAUGUGCGCAAAGGGUUCAAUGGCAGGUGACUAUCAUCUCCAUCAGGUCACCGAUGGGAUGGAAGAGGUUCGCUCGGUACACGACUCUCAAGGACGUUUGCUCGACUGCUCUGUCAUCCAAAACCAAAUGCAAGUGAAAUCCUUCAUGCACGUAUGCAGACUCGGUUUAAGAGAGCAAAAAGUGAACUCCGAUUUGAAGCCGAGUUUGACCGGGUUGUCGGAAGCCAAAGCGAAUUGUAACAAGUUGAAGACGAAAGGCGACAGAAACGUGAUCGUGACAACAAAACCAAAAGAGUCGGAUGCUGAAAACAACAAUGACAAGCUACGUCGAUCCAAACGAGGCUUCACUUAUCCCGGUACACUUUGGUGUGGUGCGGGAAACAUUGCGGACCAUUAUGACCAACUGGGUGAAUUCGCGGAAACAGACAAAUGCUGUCGCGUGCACGAUCACUGCCCCUACGUCAUUCAUGCGUUCUCCUCCAACUACGGAUACACCAAUUUUAAAUGGCACUCCCUCAGCCACUGCGACUGUGACAAUCAGUUGAAAGAAUGCCUGAGACAAGUCAAUGACACUUCUUCCCGAGUGGUUGGACAAGCCUUCUUUAAUGUGAUCGAAGUGCCCUGUUUUGAGUUCACUUAUGAAGAACAGUGUGUGGAGCGCCACUGGUAUGGGAUGUGUAAAAGGUAUGACAGAGUUCCCGUUGCAGUGAUCAAAGAAUCCAUUCCCUACGACUUUGGGGGCAUUGAUGUCAUUGAUGUAUUAACAAUAGCUCCUUCCGAAUCGAAAGAGUCAGAGGUAGAAAAGCAAGACGAGACUCAAUCAACCCAAUCGACGUUUUCUGAAUCAAAGACUGCCGGCCCUGAAGAGCCCUCGCUCACAAAUGUGGUGACGGCCGCAGAGGAUUUCAUCAAAGUUCUCGCCACGGUCUCCACCUCGCAAAGCUCAUCCACAGAUACAGGAAAAGGAGAAACGCAGACGUCAGAAAGAAAGAAGAAGAAGAAUUCGGGCAAAAAGAAAAAGGAGAACAAAAAGAGAAGGGGCAAGGGUAAAGGCAGAAAGAAAAACCAAAAACUAGACGCCGUGCUGAAGGUCGAUGAAGGAACAUCAGCUCCACCUCCUGCCAGUCAAGUGGAUGAGGUCAUAGGUAAAAAUCAAAACAUUAAAAGAUUAAGCACAACGGAGAACAAUUUCAUGAACGGUGAACUUGAUGCUGUAGGUAAUAAGAUGAUGAGAGAUGAUCCUCAGAGAACGGUUAAUGACAGUCAGGAGGUUGUGUCCACUUCAGCAAGUACAAAAAAAGAUCUAGAGAUACUGCAGCAGGCGCAAGAAAACAACACAUACAUCACACCUACAUCUCACACUGUCCCAACUACCCGUGCCAAGCCAUAAUCCCAAAGCUGAGACACAGAAAUGAAAAGAAAAAGACAAGGAAAAAUACAGAAGCCAUCCAUUCACACUCGAAGGAUGCAAAUUCAACAAAAGGCAUGAACCUCGCAACAUCAACAACAAAGAGUCCCAUUAUUGCGGUAAGGAAAGAGAUGCCACACGGCACAGAGCACAAGGAAGAAAGGAGACCUAUACUCACCACAACCACUCCACAAAAUACACCCAUUGUGAGAACCAAAAGGCCAAAUUCAAGGCAGCGAGAAGGAAGAAAGAGAAUGAAGAAAAUCUUCAAAGCUUCCUCUACAGAAGAUCUCACCUCAGGAGAUGCCCUACUGGAUACAAAUGGGGUGACAGUAGGGCUACUAGAGAGAUUAGGCUUGGACCGGCUCGAAAACCUUACAUCAUCAAGUGCACCUCCAAAAAUCAAAAAAAGUUCAAAGGGCGCCAAGGGAAGAAGAAAAUUUAUAGAGGAACACUCCACAUCUUCCAACGGCAGGCGUGUAGUCAAAAUCUGUUAUGAAGUUGUUUUGCCUGCUGAAACGGAUACAACGCCACUCCCUACUUUGACUCAGGAGGACACCGUAGUUCAGUCAGCAGAUCUUGAGAUGAGUACAACUCCAACGUUACCUCUCGCACAGACUAACACUCCGUCGAUGGUGACGCGCCGUCCUAGAACCCUGAAGGUGAAGAGAACCAAGGAGCGAGGAACCAGGAACAAACGAGGAAAAGCUAAGAGAGAAUGAUAUUUGAUAAGCUCUUCAUGGUGGUCAGUUAUGGUUUAGGCUGCUACAUGAUAUUGAGUGAAGUUGUUUUAAUACGCAGCAUGUUUUUAACUACUCUGUUAUUUUAGAUACACUGAUGUAGAUUGACUGUCAGGUCAAUUUUAUCAAGCAUAUGUUUCUCAACACGAUUUCUGAAUAAAGUAAAUAUAAGCAGUG